GAUUGUGAAAAAAAUCACUUCACGUGACAUGGUUUGUACUCGCGUUCACGCCACCAUUUUCGACGUUUCAACCAACUUCCACCUUCACAACCAUACAUCACUACCUCGCCCGCCAAUCACUAAAAAGUUAAACAUGUUUUUAUCAUUCAAUCUUUUCAUUAUACUCGCACACGUCAUACUGGCAGCUGUUGCCCGGCGGCCUGCGAACAGAUACCAAGAUCUCAGGGCCAAUACGAUACCUGCAGAUCAACAGCACAACGAGACGCUCGCGACGAGAACAAGCCUACAGAACAAGAAACCUCAUCGCUCUCGCAAAACAGGCGCGAAACAGGACGCCCGCCUCCGAAAACGAUCUCGCUUGACAUCCAAGUCUAGUACCCCAGCCCGACUUUCUCGACCUACAGGUCCUUCGUCUGUCUCGACUACUGUGCAUAUAACCAAUGUGACCGAUUUUGCACUUUUACUUCCUGCAAAGGAUGGAGAAUUUAUAUCGAAUGCUGAAAGUGACGCGACGGUGUAUUGUACCAAUGGAUCUAACUGCCAGAACACAUUUCCAGCAAACUUCAUAACUGGUGCUAUUAUCUCGGAGGCGAGCGAUGGGUCCUAUAUACAGAUUACCGGCUGCUUGGACUCCGGCAAGUUCCACUUUGCUCAAGAUGAUGCAGGAGGUCAGAUGGAUGUUCGAUUUCCCAAUGGUGCGAAGUGCGCCUUUGGAGGAUACGGCGCAAGCUUCAUUGAGCAGGUUGAGCCCUCUGCCAAUCGUUUCUGCCUUCGCUGUUGUGCAUCCGCGAAUGAUCAGGUCAACUGCAAUUCACAUAAUGACAAAGCCGGGUGUCCUGUUGCUGUUCCUGGCACAUAUGACUUUGAUGGAGUGAGCUGCUCCUAACACGGCAGCGUCAUUAAUCUAUUUUCGACUAUUUCAUUCACACAUUUGUAGCCCAACUGAUACUUCUACCAACA
This is a messenger RNA of Suillus subaureus, 960 nucleotides long. RefSeq lists its product as uncharacterized. The coding region runs from base 29 to 886 and encodes 285 amino acids. The transcript is spliced from 5 exons. The record is from RefSeq and is a predicted model, not a curated record. Lineage: Eukaryota; Fungi; Basidiomycota; Agaricomycetes; Boletales; Suillaceae.